Corchorus capsularis is the source of this 3882-nucleotide messenger RNA. NCBI's taxonomy places the organism in Eukaryota, Viridiplantae, Streptophyta, Magnoliopsida, Malvales, Malvaceae. The record is from the annotation of a GenBank genome assembly.
AUGGCGGAUGAUAUUGAUAACCUGUGGUCAAAAUUAACCCUGUGUGAUGAAGAAAACAGCGUUGUAGCAGUGCAUCAAAAUACGGUGGUUGAAGCCAAUACCCACUGUUUGAUUGGAAGAAGUCUCUCUAGAAAACCCAUUAAUAUUGAUAUUCUCCGUUCAGUUCUUUACAAAAUCUGGAGAUUGAAUCAUGCCUUCCAAGUGUCUGAAUUGGGAGAAAAAUUGUACCUGUUUCGGUUUGAAAGAGUUGGUGAGAUGAACAGGAUCCUACUCCAACAACCAUGGAAUUUCAACAAAGCAUUGAUUGUCCUGAAUGAGUUUGAUGGUUCUUCCCCACCGGAUGCCAUUAAUCUCGAUUGGUGCUCUUUUUGGGUUCAUAUUUAUGGUUUGCCAUUUGCCUGUAUGACUGCAGAAACUGGUCUUUCGAUUGGAAAACAGAUUGGUAUUGUGGAGGAGGUAAAUCUAUGUGGUGACAAGGCUACUUGGGGUAAAUUUCUGCGAGUUCGGAUCUCCAUGAACAUCACCAAACCACUUAAACGAGGAACCAAAGUUCAAUUGCCUCUUCAAGGAAUUUCGGUUGUUAUGUUUAAGUAUGAAAAACUGCCAGACUUUUGCUUUGUGUGUGGUUGCCUGACACAUAUUGAAACUGAAUGUGAAAUUGCCUAUACUAUGAAGAAGAAUACUAGGAAAUACAUCAGACAAUAUGGAAACUGGUUGCGUGCUGAAGUCCCUGGAUCAUUAACAAACACCUUUGAAGCCCCUACCAUCUCCAUGUCCACUCACAGUUGCAAUUUAUUUGGGGAACAAUAUGGCCAUCAUCACCCAAAAAUUGGAAUGGGAGGGCAAUCUCCUAUUGAUAAAGUUGCAGAUAAUUCUCUGAUGUUUGAUUCGACUCCUAACAAAGGCAUACUGACUGUACCUGCUGAAAAUGCUAUACCUGACCCUCAAUUGACCCCAACUCCAAUUGCUGAUUUACAAGAUCAUGAAAUGAACACCAAUUUGGCAGUUAUCUCCAAGAACUUGGCAGAUCAAAAAUUAAUCUCGGGUGAUGAUGAUAAUUUGACUCAGAAGGCAAAACAACCUGUUCAGUUGGGUGAAAGCAGUACAUCUGGGGUUGACAAAAGUACCUUUGUUUUUAGUUCUGCAAACUCCAAUCCAAUUCCCCUUUCCAAGCGUCCCUCUCAUUGGAAGCGAACGGCAAGAUCCAACGCUUCUAAGAGUGCUAUGGCUGCAGUGUCUUCUAAGGGUGGAAAGCGAAUAUCAGGAAGGGUUGAUACUGAUGAAGGAGCCUCUUCUUUGACAUCAAAGAAGCUUCGAGACCAUGGAAUUAUUGAGAAGAAUCUCUCUGAUGUCCCAAUAUCGGCAAGAUCACAUCUUUCUUGGGUUUGUGGUGGUGACUUUAACGAAAUUACUAAUUUGGAUGAAAAUUUGGGAGGAGCAGCACGUCCACAAUGGCAAAUGGACAAUUUUAAUCAAGCUAUUGGUGAUUGUGAACUUCAUUCAAUUCCAGUAAAAGGGCCGAGGUUGACUUGGAGUAAAUAUAUGGAUGGGGAGCGGAUUUUUGAGCGAUUGGACAGAUUUUUGGUGACAGAGGAUUGGCUCCAAAUGUUUAAUUUCUCUUUUGAGGAACAUCUUGUGACAUCUGUAUCAGAUCAUCUCCCAAUCUCUUUACACAUUUUGAACCAUCCAGAUCAUCAAAUCCGGAGCAAGAAACAAUUCAGAUUUGAGAACAUGUGGUUAGAGCAUGAAGAUAUUCAGAAUGUUGUGUCUCAAAAGGGGCAAGAGGGAGGAGAUUGCAGCUUGUUGAAACAAUGUGAAAGGGAUCUCAAUUUGCUUUACAAACAAGAAGAAACGCUGUGGUGGCAACGCUCAAGAUCAUUAUGGCUAAGGGAUGGGGAUAAGAACACAAAAUAUUUCCAUUCAACAGCUACACUUAGAAAGCGUAGAAGUUGUAUAAACAGCAUUACAGAUGAUGCCGGUCAAGUUUUUUCAGAUGAAGAUAAUAUCACAAGGGUGAUUUUGGAUUAUUAUCAGUCCAUAUUUACAUCAGAUAAUCCUGACCUAUCUAAUAUUCAAGAAGUCUCGAACCUUAUUGGUACUAGACUUACUAAUGAGAUGAGAGAUUUAUUAGACCAGGAUUUUACUGAGGAAGAUAUCAAAGUGGCUACCUUUCAAAUGAACCCAAGCAAAGCGCCAGGUCCUGAUGGCAUGAAUCCCUGCUUUUAUCAGAAAUUUUGGCAUGUUAUUGGUAAAGAUGUUUCUACUAUGGCGCUGCAAUUUCUCAAUGCUGGGCUACCACUGUCGGAUAUUAACCAUACUACCAUUGUGUUAAUUCCGAAAUUGGCUAAUCCAAACAAUGUGAAAGAGUAUAGACCUAUUAGCCUUUGUAAUGUAAUUAUCAAGAUUAUUACAAAGGCAAUUACUAAUAGGUUGAAGCUAAUCUUGCCUCAGAUAAUCAGUGAAACACAGAGUGCUUUUGUGCCGGAUCGACAAAUCUUUGAUAAUUUGAUAAUUGCUUUUGAAACCAUCCAUCAUAUGGCCAACCGUAGAGCUGGUAAUAAUUUUCAUAUGGCUUUGAAAUUGGAUCUAAGCAAAGCAUAUGACAGAGUUGAAUGGCAAUUUUUAGAAGAAGUUAUGAGAGGCAUGGGGUUUUCUGAACGGUGGAUUUUCCGUGUGAUGACGUGUGUGCGUACAGUGACUUACUCCGUAAGUGUUAAUGGUAAUCAUAGUGGAAGGAUUAUUCCGACAAGGGGAAUACACCAAGGAGAUCCUCUCUCUCCAUAUCUUUUUCUUCUUUGUAUGGAGGGAUUCACAAGUCUGUUGCAAAGAGCGGAAAAUAAUGGUCUGAUUCAAGGGGUUGCUGUUGCCCGCCAUGCUCCGAGAAUCUCACACUUAUUCUUCGCAGAUGAUAGCUUAUUAUUUAUUAGAGCUCAAAGUAGUGAUUGCACAACUAUUAUAGAUGUCCUGCAUAAGUUCGAACUAGCUUCUGGGCAGCAAAUCAAUAUAGAGAAAUCCUCUGUAUUCUUCAGUUCCAACACACCGGAAAAUACAAGAUCAUCAAUUAUGGAGUUGCUUGGAGUCAGAAAAAUUUUGGACAGGGACAAAUAUCUGGGUUUACCGAUUAUGCUUGGUAGAUCAAAGAAAAGGGAGCUGCAAUAUAUCAAGAAUCGAUUGCUGGCAAAAAUUAGAGGCUGGAAUUGUCGAUUUCUCUCUAUUGCUGGUAAAUCUAUUCUAAUUCAGUCCACUGCUCAAUCCAUUCCCCAAUAUCUUAUGAGUGUAUUUAAGUUUCCACAAACUUUUUUACAUGAGUUAAAUAUGGCGGUGGCUAAUUAUUGGUGGGGAAAAGGCAGUGAGAGACGCAGUAUUCACUGGAAAAAUUGGAGUUCAUUGUGCAUCUCAAAGCUAGAUGGAGGAUUGGGAUUUAGAGACUUUGAAGCUUUCAAUUUAGCUCUUUUGGCCAAACAAUGUUGGCGCCUUAUGCAUAACCAGCAAUCCCUCUGUUUCAGAUUGUUAAAAGCAAAAUAUAUUAACAAUUCAAAUUUUCUACAGGCUAAUUUAAGGACUAAUCCUUCAUUCGUAUGGAGAAGUCUCUUGGCUGGAAGGAAGAUCCUUGUCGAGGGCUCAAGAUGGAGGAUUGGAUCUGGAUUUUCAGUGCCUGUGAGGAAUGCUAAAUGGAUUAACAAACCACCGACUUAUUGUCCUCAACUCCUAGAGGGUGUUCAACCGAACCAUAUGAUUAUGGCUGAGUUAAUUCAUCAAACUGAUCGGAGGUGGCUUGUUGAUAAACUGCAGGAGCUUUUUAUUGAAGAAGAUGUUUACCAAAUAGCAAGUAUACCUCUGCCAUUAGAGUUUGAAUCUGAUAGCCUAACAUGGAAUCACUGA